Messenger RNA from Monoraphidium neglectum, 834 nucleotides. RefSeq lists its product as hypothetical. The record is from RefSeq and is a predicted model, not a curated record. Lineage: Eukaryota; Viridiplantae; Chlorophyta; Chlorophyceae; Sphaeropleales; Selenastraceae. Bases 1 to 834 code for a protein of 277 amino acids. The transcript is spliced from 3 exons.
AUGGCAGGAAGCAGCCUGGAUGACGUCUGCGUCGAGCUGGCGGGCCAGGUGCUGAGGUGGCUGGCACCCGCCGACCUGCACAGCGCGAGGCUGGCCUGCCGCUUGUUCGACACCGCGUCGCGCGCCCACCUGGGCCGCGGCCUGAUCAUGGCCCUGACUGCCGACAACGCCGGCGCCGAGCGCGGCCGCCCCGACUUCUCUCGAUUUCCAAACAUCCGGACUCUGCGGCUGACAGCUCUCUACGAUUUCGAAGUCCGCCGGCUUCUCACCUGCUUCCAGCCCGCCGGCCCGCGGGCCGGCGAGGCGGCGGCAACCCUGUCCAGGGUGGCGGCCCUUGACCUGCGGCUCCUGCAGGGCAGCGCGGCCGCGGUGGUGGCGCUGCUGCGGCUGGUGCCGGAUGCCACUGAGAUUGCGGUGCCGACCCGGUGGCGGGGCGCUGCUGGAGCCCAUCCCUUCUCCCGCGACGACGGCGCUGACGAGGCGGCGGCCUGGGCGGCGCUGCCCCGCGAUUGCCUCGCAUCGCUCCGCGCCAGCUGCGCCCUGCCCGAGAGCCUCUGGGCCGCGCCCUGGCCGCGGCUGCGCGAGCUCCGCGUGGCGCUGCUGCCCUGCCACGCGUGCGAACCCCUCGCCCGCGCCGCGCCGCAGCUGACACUGCUCGUGGCGCACGUCACGGGCGGGGCGGUCUUAGCCGCCCGCGUCGAAGCGGUCAUUGGGUCGGGCGCCGGUUUGGAGGAGCCGGCCGCGUCGCACGCGCGGCGCGGGCUGAGCAUCGAGUGGACGCUGCCGAACAGCUACGUGCCUUUGGAUGCAUUCAGGGAGGACUGGGUGAAGUGA